Molecule: messenger RNA, 2202 nt
Organism: Daldinia loculata
Lineage: Eukaryota; Fungi; Ascomycota; Sordariomycetes; Xylariales; Hypoxylaceae
Product: MFS general substrate transporter
Exons: 5
Coding region: 449-2023 (524 amino acids)
Biological process (GO): transmembrane transport
Cellular component (GO): membrane
Molecular function (GO): transmembrane transporter activity
Source: RefSeq, a predicted model, not a curated record
GCUAUCUAUAAUGCAACCUGAUCACAAAAAUAAAAACGGGGGAGGCAACCUUAAUGCGGGGGAGAGAGAGCCAAUAACCCAUCAUAACUCGCGGUUUCGGCUCUUUUCAUGAAAUGAAUUAAGAUUAUUAAUCGUAUAAAAGAUCAUUUCAUAGUCCAUCCCCUCAUUUUACAUAGCAACUCGUGAACUGAGGCUCACCAUAGGUCAUUCUCUACCAGAAAAGGGGGAUAUUCCAACCGACCAAUCACAAGAUCGAUUUCGGUUCUUCGGGUAUAAAACGAAUAAGGUUUAGAGGUCAAGUCUCUCCUAGAAGCCCGGAGUAAGUAGUCUAAACACUCGUCGAAGUUUCACACUCCCCAAUUCGUUAGAAUACGAUCUGCGGGGUUAUACGAGUCCUUCGUUAUAACCGCCGCCGAGAGAUCCCACCCGUAGACUCGAUAUACUUGUCAUGGCUGAAGACAGUUAUGGCAUUAAAGAAGCUCCCGAGCAGGUCUUCACUGGCGGAUCCGAGCAUGUCGAAAACGAUGUAAAAUUUGAUAUUAAGAUUGAUCAGCGCCAUGCGGAAAUUUACGCCGAAGCCUUACGGCAAUAUCCAGAUGAAGCUUCCAUUGACAAAGAAGCCGAGAAGAAACUCAAACGGAAGUUGGAUAGACGCAUACUGCCUCUACUGGGAAUAUGCUACUUCUUCUAUUAUGUCGACAAGACCACUCUCUCCUAUGCUGCCAUUUUUGGCAUCCAGUCAGACCUUCACUUGAAGGGGACCGAGUACUCGUGGCUCUCGAGCAUUUUCUACUUCGGCUGGCUCUUCUGGUCCAUCCCGUCGAACCUCAUCAUGCAACGCUGUCCGCCUGCCUAUUACUUAGCAUUCAACAUCUUCAUGUGGGGGGUGCUCUUGAUGGCCCAAGCCGCAGCUAAGGACUUCGCUGGCCUCACUGCUUUAAGGAUCCUUUCCGGUGCUUUCGAAGCUAUUGCGGACCCGGCUUUCAUGCUUAUAACGUCGAUGUACUAUACGCGUGAAGAACAACCUUCUCGUAUCUCGGCGUGGUAUGCUUGGAACGGUAUUGGGAUAGCUGGUGGUGGCCUCAUUGGAUACGGAAUUGGCCAGAUCGAAGGAGCACUUCGUUCGUGGCGAUAUGAAUUUAUAGUCGUAGGCGCGCUAUGUACUUUCUGGAGCAUCGUCCUGUUCCUACUCUUGCCGAACUCACCCACAACAUUCUGGGGCUUCAGCAAACAAGAACGACUGCUCAUGAUAGCUCGCAUUCGCGGCAACCAGACCGGGAUCGAGCAUCAAAGAAUCAAUUGGGGUCAGAUCAAGGAAGCUUAUCUUGACUAUAAGACUUGGCUCUUCGUAUUAUUUGGAUUCCUCGGCGCGAUCCCGAACGGAGGCAUCUCCAAUUUCUCAACUUUAGUUAUUCAGGGACUAGGGUUUGAUACGCUGCACACGGCCUUGCUAGGCAUACCGCAGGGUGUUCUCGUCGUCAUCUGGAUCGGUCUCGGGGCGCUUGUUAAUAAGUACAUGCCAGCUAAUAGCCGCACGAUUGUUUCUGCUUUGUUCAUGUUGCCUACCAUAGGCGGAAGCUUGGGCUUCUUACUCGCGCCUACUAACGCCUACGUUGGGCGAUUGAUCUGCUUCUACCUAACCGGUUCCUACCAGGCAUCAUUCGUCAUUUCUCUAUCUCUAGUAACGAGCAACACAGGAGGACAAUCCAAGAAGAUGAUCGUGUCCGGGAUGGUCUGGUUUGGCUCGUGCGUCGGAAACAUCGCCGGACCUUUCUUUUACAAGUCCGAACAGGCGCCAUCUUACCAUCUCGGCAUCGGAUCUCUACUUGUCGCAAACGUUGCCGAAUUCGUCCUGUUCUUCGUCUUCCGGUACGCGUUCAAGUGGGAAAACAGACGAAAGGAGAAAGUCCGUGCUGCUUUGCGGGAAACAGGUGUGAUCACAGAUAACGCAGAGGGGCUGAACGCGACGGCGUUCCAGAACUUGACAGACAAGGAGAACCCAAAUUUUGUUUAUGUAUAUUGAAACCUGAGGUAUGGAACUUGAUAUUUGGAAAUUGAAAAUUAUAUAAUUAUUUCGCAUAUACGUUAGGUACCUUGCCGAGUGUUUUCAUAUCCUAACAGUCGAGUCGGCCCUUUUCCUUUUCAUGGGAUCUUAUAAAGAGGUAAUCAAGACAAACAGCAGUAGCCCAAAAUGCUUAUACA